Prorocentrum cordatum is the source of this 2100-nucleotide messenger RNA. The record is from the annotation of a GenBank genome assembly. Lineage: Eukaryota; Dinophyceae; Prorocentrales; Prorocentraceae.
GCUUGGACGCAGUCUGUGCCGCCGAAGGAGAAGGAGGCGGUGGAGAAGUGGAGCUGUUUGCGUAAAGCUUUCCUCAUGUGUCCGACCUGCAUGCGUAACAUGAUCAGGUUGCAGGCGUUCUCUGCCUAUGGGAGGAACCUCUCUCUACAUAGUUCUCUUACCCUUGUCGAUCACCCGCUAUUUUUCGGACAGCGUUCCAUACGUUCUAGGUAUGGUCGAGGUGGGUGUCGGCGUCGGAUCCCAGAUUGGGCGCCUGUUGGGUGGGUUCCUCUACGACGGGGGCGGCUUCUGGCUGCCGUUUGUGACUCUGGCGGUCGGCCAGUCUCUGUGGGCCCUGCUGGGCCUGCAGUUCGACGAGAUGCAGGGCUCCGCCGCCGCGACCUCGAUCACAGAGAGGAGAAGCUGACCAGGGUGCCGUACCUUUCUUUCCUGACGGCGAGAGGUUCCAUUGCCGUCAUGGCGGUUCUGUUCAACUACUUCAUGGUUGGCUUCAUGGACACUACGCUGCCGUCGCACCUCGAGGAGCACCUCGGGCCCAUACCGAUCUGGGUCGUCAGCGUGCUGAUGGCGGUAAGGACCGAGUGCAACCUAUCUGCUCGUCUCCUACUUCUGCGCGCAGGCGAUGCACAGAGGAUGGGUCAGCCUGGAGGCAUGCUCCUCAUGGGCCCGAUCGGCCCGGUGCAGUCGAUGCUGGCAUCCCGGGACGGGUGGCAGCCGUGGACGCUGCAGGUCCUGUCGUUCGUGGUGACGAGCUCGGGCCUCGCCGCCACGUUCAUCCCGACGCUACCGCUGCUGCAGCGCGAGGUCCGUCACCUCGGGGACCAGGCGGUUGAGCAGGUGGCGCAGACUGUUCUCACCCCCUCGGCCGUGUCCCUCGGCGAAGCGGCUGGGCCCAUCCUGGGCGGGGCGUUGACGGCACGGGUGGGCUUCGUGCGCGCCGCCGCCGUGUGCGCGGCGCCCAUGGCGCUGGUGCUGGUUGGCUCCCUUCUCUGGCCAGGCCCUGCCCCAGCGGGCGUGGCUGGUUUGGACGUCCCGCUGGACGGGCCGGACCCCGCCGACGAGCCGUACCCUCUCCCGGUGUUCCUAGACGGGGAGUCGGCCUUCCGGGUGAGGCAGAUGUCCUUCGCGUUCAUAGGAGGUGGGGCCCCCCGGCUCGGCACCCUCGCUGACCUUCCGGCGGCACUUCUCGCCCAAGCCGAAGACGAGGCACCGGCCCUGGGAGAGCGCGCCGUCCGAGACCUUCCGCCGCGCCUACAGGUCGUGAGCCGCCGCCAGUGCGCGCCGCCAGCGCGAUCGCUCCAGAGAGGACGGGCGCCCGCGACGAGCUGGAUCCUCUUCCGUUUCCCCGUUCGUGUCCCCCCCUUUGUUUCUUGUAGUCGGGCCCCUGCUGUACCUUCCCUUGCGAACGGGGGUCUGCACGCGUCGUGCUCCAAAACAACGUGCAGGCAGGCUCUUCCAAACCGACCCGCCCGGACUCUCCCGGCCACAGCGUCGGGGGCGGCCAGGGAAGGCGUCGAACAGGCGGGCGUGGUGGGUGGGCCGACGCGUCCAUGCGCCCUGCUCGCCGUGUGGCGAACGUCGGCUUGACGCCCUCUUGCGCCGUGGCGGCCGAGCUCUCCCGCUCUUCCUCCCUGCUCCCUCGUGCCUCUCCUGCCUCUCUUCUCCCCGGCUCUGCCUCGUUGUCCUCCUGCCCCCUCCCCUCGUCGCCCCUUCUUCUUCACCGAGACGAUGGGAGCAGUCGCGGGGCUGCAAGGAAGUAUGCCCGAGUUUGCCUCCGCACGACCUCGCAGGCACGGUGCUUGAUCACGGUUCCGCAUAUCCUGGUCAGGUUUUCGCGUGUUGCGUGCCAAGAUGAGACGUCAACGCCCUAACACGGCUGGCGUGUGUGCGUGAGUUUGAAGAAGUUUGCGGCCGAUUUAGUCGUUGAAUGGCAAGUGCCGCAGGUUCUGCGUACGUGGCUCUCUUCAAGUACCAGUUAGUUUUCACAUCAUAGAACGUUGUGAAGUAUAGUGUCCUCUUGCAUCUACGUUUCAUAUAAUGUAGUGGCGGCGAGAGUGACAGCAGUGCUCUGGUUUACGCUGCCAUGUGAGUGCCCAGAGA